AUGGUUUUUGCUGCUGUGUUUUCGUUCCUUUUUGUGGGCUUUUUGGGCGUGAAUUCAGCAGACUACCCACCGGCUGCCUGGGAAGGGUCUGUGACAGCAAGCAGCACGCCCAGUGUCGAGCAGGUUACGGCCGGCAGCAAGGGCCACUUCGAGAUCGAGACACUGUACGACCAUUUCCAAGUCAUGCAAGCAGUAGCAGAAAGGCCUUCCUUCGGCUCCCUGCUUCCGUUGCUACUUACGGCUACAGGUGCCUUCCUCAUCAUCAAUGGUUGUUGGCAACACAAUCGCAAUGUUGAUGACUUGGACACCGGGCCCUUCGCUGUUUGCAAAUCGGUCUUUGAAGUGAAGAACAUCUUGCAAGUGAGCAACAGCGUCCUUCGCACCAGGGCAUGGUAUCUUGGUGACUACAACAGCGCACGUUUCUUGGGGAAGGACCAGCGGAACCUGUCCCCUCAGCAUGCGAUGAAGCACGGUAGAGGCUCCGCUUCUUACACAUUGCUUACAGUUGGUCUCUUGGCCGGCUUGCGGCUGACAACCCCCGCAACUGUCCUUCAGCAAACCGAUAAUAUGCACUUGCAAGCUGCUGCAGUAUUGCAACAUUAG
Molecule: messenger RNA, 603 nt
Organism: Eimeria maxima
Lineage: Eukaryota; Apicomplexa; Conoidasida; Eucoccidiorida; Eimeriidae
Exons: 1
Coding region: 1-603 (200 amino acids)
Source: RefSeq, a predicted model, not a curated record